AUGAAGAUCAUAUUGUCGAUCAACGCGGGCUCUAGCUCGGUCAAGAUCUCGGCCUACACGGCCGAGCAGCGAGGGAAGGCGCCGGCGCAGAUCGCCGAGGCGCAGCUCAGCGGCCUCACCUCUCCACCGGCCAAGCUCAAGUACUCGCGCGGCAGCGAGGUGGUGCUCAAGGACGAAAAGGUGGCCGACGCCGAGACGGUCAAGACGCAGGACGACGCCUUCCGGGUCCUGCUCCGGACGCUGGUCGAGGACCCGAAACUCGGCGAGAUCGGCAAGGCGGAAGACGUGGCCAUUGCCUGCCACCGCGUCGUCCACGGCGGCAGCUACGCGGCCGCGCAGCUCAUCACCGAGGACACGUACCACCGGCUCGAGGCGCUGACGGACCUGGCGCCGCUGCACAACGCGCCGGCGCUCGAGAUCAUAAAGUCGUGCGUAAAGGCCCUCCCCUCGGCCGUCAACGUGGCCUGCUUCGACUCGCAGUUCCACGCCUCGCUGCCCGAGCACGUCCGGACCUACCCCAUCGACCCAGAGAUUGCGCGCAAGAACCAGCUCCGCAAGUACGGGUUCCAUGGUAUCAGCUACCAGUUCAUCACCAACUCGGUCGCAGAGUUCCUGGGCAAGCCCACCAACGAGCUCAACAUUAUUGCCCUGCAUCUUGGCAGCGGCGCCAGCGCUUGCGCCAUCAGGGGAGGCAAGAGCUGGGAUACGAGUAUGGGCCUCACGCCACUCGCGGGUCUGCCUGGCGCAACCAGAAGCGGGAGCGUCGAUCCGAGCCUAGUCUUUCAUUACGCCAGCGACGUUGGCAAGCUCUCGCCGUCAUCGACCAAGGAACUACACAUUUCGCGAGCCGAGGAAAUCCUCAACAAGGAGAGCGGCUGGCGGGCGCUGACGGGCACGACCGACUUUGGCACCAUUGUGGCCGCGGCCACGGAGAGGCAGGAGCCGCGGAGCCGGCUCGCCCUCGACCUGUUUGCGGACCGCGUGUGCGGCUACGUCGGCAGCUACUACGUGUCGCUGGCGGGUCGGGUGGACGCGCUCGUCUUUGCGGGCGGCAUUGGCGAGAAGAGCGACGUGCUGCGGCGCCGCGUCGUGGACCAGGUCGCGUGCCUCGGCUUUGCCCUCGACGAGGACCGCAACGCCCUGCCCGUCGAGGACGUGGUCCAAGAUAUUGGGCGCGAGGGCGCCAAGCACCGGACACUGGUCUGUCAGACGGAUGAGCAAUUUGAAAUGGCCAGGAGUUGUGCUGCGGAUCAAGAACUCUGGAAAUAA
Messenger RNA from Pestalotiopsis fici W106-1, 1269 nucleotides. RefSeq names its product acetate kinase. Gene Ontology annotation, molecular function: acetate kinase activity. The transcript has 2 exons. Lineage: Eukaryota; Fungi; Ascomycota; Sordariomycetes; Amphisphaeriales; Sporocadaceae. The record is from RefSeq and is a predicted model, not a curated record. Gene Ontology annotation, biological process: phosphorylation; acetate metabolic process. Bases 1 to 1269 code for a protein of 422 amino acids.